GCCAGUCCCUUUUUUAUUUGUACAUAACCACAACCCUGCAACAGUAGAGAGAAAAAACGGUCCAUUACCAUUCCAAUCAUAACCAAAGCAAAAAGAAAAAGAUAGUGGAGACCCAAAACAGAGAAAAAGAAAGAAUUGAAGAAACCAGAAGAGUAAAAUUUUGUUAAAGAAAAAAAAAAUGCAGAAUCAACAACAACAACAGCUACAAACACUGAUGCAAUCAACAAGUCAAAUUUCAGGGAAUUUGAGUUUUAAUGGGACAUUAACAAAGGAAGAUGAAGAAAUGUCUAAAUCUGCACUUUCAACUUUCAAAGCUAAAGAAGAAGAAAUUGAGAAAAAGAAACUUGAAGUUAGAGAGAAAGUUCAAGCUCAGUUAGGUCGUAUUGAAGAAGAAACUCGCCGUUUGGCCAUUAUUCGCGAGGAAUUAGAAGCAUUAGCAGAUCCAAUGAAGAAAGAAGUUUCAACGGUCAGAAAAAGGAUUGAUGCAGUCAACAAAGAGUUAAAACCUCUUGGACAAACUUGCCAGAAGAAGGAAAGAGAAUACAAAGAAGCACUUGAGGCCUUCAAUGAAAAACAUAAGGAAAAAGUACAGCUUAUAUCAAGAUUGAUGGAGCUGGUGGGUGAAAGCGAGAAAAUGAGGAUGAAGAAGUUGGAAGAGCUGAGCAAGAGUAUAGAAACAAUUCAAUGAAAAAUUACCUCAAAAAAAGCUCAGUGACUAAUUAGGUUUGUGUGAUAUAAUUAAGAUAAUCGAAAUUUCUAUUUAUAUAUUGGCUGUUUUUUGUGUUGGUUGGAUGUAUUCAAUUUUUCUUGUUUUUCUUGUUUUUUCCUGUUUAUUUUUAGCCUUUGAAGGAUGAUUGAUCAUCAGUUUCUAAUUUUAGGUUUUGUAAACAAGUUUGUAACUAAAACAGGUCUCAAGCUGUGGAUUCUUUUCUAUUCUCUUUUUCACAUGUGUC
Molecule: messenger RNA, 953 nt
Organism: Nicotiana attenuata
Lineage: Eukaryota; Viridiplantae; Streptophyta; Magnoliopsida; Solanales; Solanaceae
Product: probable DNA double-strand break repair Rad50 ATPase
Exons: 4
Coding region: 179-688 (169 amino acids)
Source: RefSeq, a predicted model, not a curated record